AUGGGCUCAUAAUGCUGUAAUGGAUAAACUAGAUCUCUCAACAAUGAGAUAGUCAAUGACAGUAUCAAAAAUAGUUCUUUGUUCAAACAAUCGAUUCAUAGUCUUCCAUUCACUAAUCAAAUGCAAUGCAAUAAUGAUGAAAUAUUGGAGUUAAAGAAGGAAAAUUACAUGGGACUUCCACUCAUAAGCGAAAAUGCAAGUCAAGUCGAGAAGGAGAAACAACAAAUUGGUGUCUCCCAAUUGACUGUGACUCAAGAUCCCAAGUCAAACAAUUAUUUAGGGAAUUCUUCAGAUUAAUAAAUUCAAGAAGGUUGCCAUUCGAAUCCGUCUCAAUCCACUCCGAUUAAGAGAAAGACAGUGACUUCUAUUGGCACUGUCAAAUUGGGAGCUGAUGUUUUUGUCAGUUUAAAAUAGGGGAGUAUUGGUAAAUUUUAUUCAACUGGAUCGACAUUAGGAUCAGGAGCUUAUGGAAAAGUAUGGAAAGUUACUCACAAAACCACAGGUAUGAACUCCAACUCAUUAUUAAAAUAGGGUUAAUAAGAGCCAUGAAGCAAAUCAAGAAAUCUUCAUUAAUACAUGAAGAAUAGUAAAGGUUGUUCGCUGAAAUGAAUAUCCUCAAAAAUUUGGAUCAUCCUCAUAUUGUGAAACUCUAUGAAUUAUACCAAGAUGCCCAGAAUUACUACUUAAUCACAGAGUACUUGAGUGGAGGAGAACUUUUUGAGAGAAUCAAGGCAAUGACCAUAUUUAAUGAGAAGAAAGCUGCAGAGUACAUGCGACAGAUCCUCUCUGCUGUGAUGUAUUGUCAUGAACAGAAGAUUGUGCAUAGAGAUUUGAAACCUGAGAACAUUUUAUUCGUUAAUGAUUCCUCAACUUCGCCAUUAAAAAUUAUUGAUUUUGGAACGUCCAGAAAAUACGACCCUUCUAAAAAGAUGACUAAGAAACUUGGAACUGUAAGAAUUUAUUUGAUAAUAUCCUUUUAGCCCUAUUAUAUUGCCCCAGAAGUAUUAAAGUAGGAUUAUAAUGAAAAAUGUGAUAUUUGGUCGUGCGGAGUGAUUCUGUACAUUUUGUUAUGUGGAUACCCACCAUUUACAGGGAAAACCGAGAAGGAAAUUAUGAAGAAGGUUGGUGAAGGAAAAUUUGAAUAUGAUGGUAAUUUCCUCAUUUUUAUAUUAAGUGCAGCUGAUGAUUGGAGUUAAAUAUCGAAAGAAGCCAAAAAUCUCAUUAACAGAAUGUUGCAUAUCAAUCCGAGUUUUAGGAUAUCAGCCAAGCAGGCAUUGAAUGAUCCUUGGAUAUUGAAACAUUGUUCAUAAACGAUCAUCAAUAACAAUGUCAAUUUGAGGGUUCUCCAAAAUCUCCAAAAAUUUUAAGUACUUUCCAAAAUUCUACUUAGGCUAAAUCAAUAUUCUCUUAAGCAGUUUUGUCGUAUAUAGCUUGUUAAAUGACAAAUCAAUUAGAACAAGAUGAAUUGUUAAAAACAUUCUAAAGUCUCGAUAAAAAUAAUGAUGGAAUAUUGUCAAAGGAGGAGUUGAUUGAAGGAUACAAUACAAUCUAUUAAGACAGGGAGAAAGCAGAGUAAGAAGUUAUCAAGAUUCUUCAAUUGAUAGACUUGAAUCAAAGUGGUUAGGUUGAUUUUUCAGGUUUUUAAAAUUCAUCUACAUUUAGAGUUUUUGAUGGCAGCUAUGAAUUAGGAGAAACUGGUUUCUUUGUAGAAGGUUAAGGCUGCAUUUAAAGUGUUCGAUGCGAAUGAUGAUGGCAAGAUCUCUAAAUAGGAAUUAGAACUGAUGAUAGGGACUCUGGAUCAGGAAUUGUGGGAAUAGAUUCUUGAAGAAUGCAAUGCUCAAGAAUUUAUAACAGAAAAAGAAUUUAUUAAUAUCUUACUUAGUUAAAAAAUUUGA
Messenger RNA from Paramecium octaurelia, 1895 nucleotides. NCBI's taxonomy places the organism in Eukaryota, Ciliophora, Oligohymenophorea, Peniculida, Parameciidae. The record is from the annotation of a GenBank genome assembly.